This is a messenger RNA of Plasmodium knowlesi strain H, 1848 nucleotides long. RefSeq names its product tryptophan-rich antigen. Bases 1 to 1848 code for a protein of 615 amino acids. The record is from RefSeq and is a predicted model, not a curated record. Lineage: Eukaryota; Apicomplexa; Aconoidasida; Haemosporida; Plasmodiidae. The transcript is spliced from 2 exons.
AUGGAUUCAUUCAGGAGCAUGCAGGACUACAUGUCGCAGUCCACUUUCCUUUCUCUUUUGAAACAAAAAGCUCAAGAUCAGAUGAUGGCAUCAAUGAACCUAUCCUUUGCCUUUAAAACAGUGUGUUUCGCGGUGCUCUUUUUCUACUUGGGGUCUCUUUACUUGAAGAUGGAUAGACAAAAAUCAGAGAACUUAUACGCCAGGUCGAACCCGUACCAAGCCAUCGAAUACAGAAACAUUCAUCCGUCGAAGGACCAAAUGGAGGAAUGGAAACGAAGCACAUGGACAAAUUGGUUGGUCCAGUUAGAUGAGGAAUGGAAAGAAUUCGUUGAACAGAUUGAGGAAGAUAAAAAGGAAUGGAUCGAAGAAAAAGAAGGAGACUGGGUUAUGCUACUCAAGGAUAUUGAAAACAAGUGGCUACAUUUCAACGCAACCUUAGAUGCAGAAUACCAAACAGACAUGCUAUCUAAAUCAGAAACCUGGGAUGAGAGAGAAUGGAAAAUGUGGAUUUCUACAGAAGGAAAAGAAUUUCUAGAGGCAGACAUAAAAAAAUGGUUUACUAAUAACGCAAUGAUUUAUUGCAAAUGGGCUAUGGAUGAAUGGAAUGAAUGGAAAAAUGAGAAAAUAAAAGAUUGGAUUACUAGCGAAUGGAAAGAGAGUGAAGAUAAAUACUGGUCCAAGUAUGAUGAGGCCACUGCACAAACACUAAACAUGGAAGAAAGAAAACAGUGGUAUAAAUGGAAAGAAAGAAUAUACAGAGAAGGAAUUGAAUGGAAAAACUGGAUUGCCGUUAGGGAGAGUAGAUUUGUUAACUCGAACUGGAACAGUUGGUCCGAAUGGAAAAAUGAGAAGCAGUUAGAGUUUAAUGAAUGGGUUGAUAUCUUCGUUGAUAAAUGGAUUAAAGAGAAACAGUGGCUCGUGUGGAAUGAGGAGAGAAAAAAUUCCGCCAACUUGAAGAAACCUGUCGAGGAAGAAACUGGUCCAAGUGGUCUCGAUGGGGCAAGUGCAGGUACCUCUGCAGUCGGUGGUGAAGAAGAAAAAACCUUUGGUGGUGGACCAGGAAGAACCCUUGGUGGUGGACCAGGAAGAACCCUUGGUGGUGAAGAAGGAAAAACCUUUGGUGGUGGACCAGGAAGAACCCUUGGUGGUGGACCAGGAAGAACCCUUGGUGGUGGACCAGGAAGAACCCUUGGUGGUGAAGAAGGAAAAACCUUUGGUGGUGGACCAGGAAGAACCCUUGGUGGUGGACAAGGAAGAACCCUUGGUAGUGAAGAAGGAAAAACCCUCAGUGGUGAAGAAGGAAAAACCCUCAGUGGUGAAGAAGGAAAAACCCUCGGUGGUGAAGAAGGAAAAACCCUCGGUGGUGAAGAAGGAAGAACCCUCGGUGGUGGACAAGGAAGAACCCUCGGUGGUGGACAAGGAAGAACCCUCGGUGGUGGACAAGGAAGAACCCUCGGUGGUGGACAAGGAAGAACCCUCGGUGGUGGACAAGGAAGAACCCUGGGUAGUGAAGAAGGAAAAACCCUCGGUGGUGAAGAAGGAAAAACCCUUGGUAGUGAAGAAGGAAAAACCCUUGGUAGUGAAGAAGGAAAAACCCUCGGUAAUGAAGAAGAAAAAACCUUUGGUGGUGGACCAGGAAGAACCCUUGGUGGUGGACAAGGAAGAACCCUCGGUGGUAUAGGAGGAAGAACCCUCGGUGGUGUCGGAGGAAAAGUUUUCGGCACUCAAGGAGGAAAAACCCUUGGUAGUGAAGAAGGAAAAACCCUUGGUAGUGAAGAAGGAAAAACCCUCGGUAAUGAAGAAGGAAAAACCCUUGGUAGUGAAGAAGGAAAAACCCUUGGUAGUUAA